UGUGUUGAAUUGGAGUAGGUUCACUGGCAACACACAGUCGCAGUAAACCGGCAUCAGUUCCACACUGUAUUCCUCCACUAAACGAGGACUCGUUCCUACCGUUCGACACGCUGGACAAGUGGUCGUCCUUGCCACAGGCAAACACUAGCAUCGAACGCACUCCCGCAUCGAUCCCUGCAACACGCAUACCAAAAUCAACACAAUCAACACCCACCCCACCCAUACUCGAUCGCCUCACGAUUCCCACCAUUCCAUGUCGGACACGGGUUGGACGUUCGCUGCGGCGGCGGACGCUUGCGACGACGAAGAUGUCUGGACACAACCGCCGUUCACGCCCACCAAUCCGUUGCACCGGGCGCUGCAGGCCUGGGACGCCAGUCUCCGCUGCGGCAUUUGCCGGGAACUCUUCCGGAUACCCACCUCCGUCGUGGCCUGUGGACACGUCUUUUGUGCCUGCUGUGUACGGGAUUCCUUCCAAACACAACUCUACCGCACGCUCAAGAAGAGUGCCUCGUGUCCGCUCUGUCGGGAUGGGAAAGUGGUAGAAAAGGAUCCCAGCUUUGCCAAAACACUCCGACCCAAUCCACUGCUCGAACAACUUGUACUCCAGUAUCAAUCUCUACGAAAACCACUCUACGAUGCCCUUUGUCAGUCACUCGAAACGACGGCACCCAGUGGGGGUGGUGGUAGUGUUGGUGACGAUACCAACGGUAGUGGUGCUAGUGGUGUAAAUAAUAGGGAAGGGGGUUGUGGUGAUGUUGGUGUAGUGGACAGUGACGGUAGUGUUGGUGUGGUGGGGAGUCGUGCGGUUUCUGCCACGAACGAAGGUGCCGUACACGCCAAUACCCGGAGCAAUACCGUUACACGGAGCAAUCAUCAUCAUCAACCCUAUCCAAACCCACACUCCGUCAACACUGACGACGACGAAACAACGGCACCAACCACCCAGGCUACUCCUCUACCACCACCACCACUCGUGCCCCAACGCAGUCUCAAUUAUCACGGUCUCAAACGCAAGCGUUUACAGGAAUUGUGUCAACAACAAGGACUCGACACCACCGGGACGGACGAAACUUUGAAAAACCGACACCGCGCCUAUGUCGCCUUUCACAACGCCCACGUCGACUCCGUACAACCCUGGACCGCCGCAGAAUUGAUCCGCAUUUUCAAUCAACGGGAACGGGCCAAGGCGCGGGUUGCUCGACCGCGUUCGCUCAUACCGCCCACCACCGACGCCCACGGUAACAUUGCCUACGAUCCCAAGCUCCGCGCCGGAUUCGCCAAACUCGUGGCGCAAGCCAGAAAACAACAACAAGAGCAACAAUGCCAGCAUCGUGAAGAACAAAGCCAGCAGUCUUCGACGACACCAAUAACAUCCUCCACCGAAUUCGUAACGGAACCAACGCAACAGGCACCACAAUCGACUGACCAUCCCGUGACGGAUGCUUCGGCACCGGUAAUGGCACCAACCCAUGUACCUUCAAUGGUAAAUCCGUAUCGCCAAGGUCACGGGACCACCCCGGCCGCUACGCGGAGCAACCCUCGUGCAACCACCCCCGGGUCCCAGUCGAGCGAGGAAUCACGGCGGCGAACGACUACGCGUUCGACCAACCAGUAUCGAUCCCCUCUCCUUCACUCGGACCCGGUACCGAACGGGCCUCCCAACGCCAUGGCCGUUCUGUCUUCGGGUUCGGAAACGCCCUCCAACGUCAACCCGUACAAACAGAGAAAUUGCUCGUCGCAGCCCGCAACAAGCACACCUUCCUCACACGAAACCAACUCCGACACCGUCAAAUCUACGCUCUCCGCAAACCCCUCUAGGAGGCCGUCUCCAGUCGAUGUCUUGGCCGAUUGCAACACGAAUGGGCAUGCCAGCGACGACCACAACAACACGGUGCGACCCACUCUUCCACAGAGCCGCAAACGAACCCGACCGCACGGGAAGGUAUCGCCGGCGACGUCGUCACUACUCAACACGCGCAAAGGAUACCGCCGGGACAGCGCGCAAGGAUCGUGGACGUGCGGUAAGUGCACUUUUUUCAACCAAAAACACAAGUGGCGCACUUCGUGUUGUGAGAUGUGUGCCACACCCCGUUCGGAAGCCACGGAACAAUGCGUGGGCGAGGGACAACACGUGAACGUAGAUUGAUGUCUAUUUCUUCAAGCGGGGUCUAAGAACAGAGAAUAUAAACUAAGAAUAUCGGUAAACAGU
This is a messenger RNA of Phaeodactylum tricornutum CCAP 1055/1, 2212 nucleotides long. RefSeq lists its product with no specific name. The transcript is spliced from 2 exons. Bases 254 to 2149 code for a protein of 631 amino acids. Gene Ontology annotation, biological process: protein monoubiquitination; DNA damage tolerance. NCBI's taxonomy places the organism in Eukaryota, Bacillariophyta, Bacillariophyceae, Surirellales, Neidiaceae. Gene Ontology annotation, molecular function: single-stranded DNA binding; ubiquitin protein ligase activity. The record is from RefSeq and is a predicted model, not a curated record. Gene Ontology annotation, cellular component: Rad6-Rad18 complex; nucleus.